AUGAAUUAAUUCCACUUAACAUAAUAGAAUUAGAUAACAAUAUAGAACCCUAAUAAUGGGACAGUCUAUUUUCUUUAUAAUAAAAGAUUCACAGACUAUAACUUAGAUAGAUAUGAAGGUGAAAUAAAAGAUACAAAAAGUAAAAUAUUAUGUGAUUGUUUAAAACAAUUUAGUGAUCAAUUUAUGAGAUGCUUAGAUGAAUUAAUUUCAAAUCCAUAAGAAAAUAUUAUAAAUUAUCUAGAUUUCUUUAUAGAUCCUAAUAAUAAAUUGUUGUAUGUGAUUUAUCAAUAUGUUGAUUAAGAAUCAUUCCUUAAUUAUUAAUUAUAGAAUUUAAAAUUAGAUGAAAAAUAAAAAUAUAAAAUUUGUUCUGAUGUUUCAAAAGGAAUAUAUUAUCUUCAUUUAAUCAGUUACAGACACAGAAAUAUAAAUCCUGAAAAUAUAUGUUUUGUUGAUGGAUAGUAUAAAAUUACUCAUUUAAAUUAUGUUGUUCAUUUUGUUAUGAAAGAUAAAUUAGAUGUUGUUGGCAAUAGUUGUUAUUGGAGUUAAGAAUUACUAUUAAAUCAUGAUUAUAAUCAUACAAUAGAUAUAUUUGCCUUCGCUUGUGUAGCAUUUGAAAUCUUUACUCUAUAGAAAUUGUUCACUCCCUAAGACGAUAGAUUGAGGAUACCAGUAGGAAAAAUGCAAGAAUUUUAAAAAUUGCCCUUCAAAAUAUAAUAAUUUAUCAAUUUAGUUAUUGUAUAAGGAUAACGAGAUUUAAAACCUUUUCUAGAAAAUUAGGCUUAACUAUUAGAAAAUUAAAAGAAAUUAGCAUCAUAGAUAGGAUAAUAAUAAAUUAGCUUUGAGAUAAAUAAGAAACCUAACAUAAAUAACAUGCAUAACAUAAAUAAUAUAAAUAACAUAAAUAAUUUAAAUAACUUAAAUACCUUAAAUAACUAAACUAACUAACAUACCUUAAAUAACUUAAAUAACCAAAAUAACUUAAAUAACCAAAAUAACUUAAAUAACUUAAAUAACUAAAAUAAUAACUUAUAACCUUUUUCAAUUAAUUAAUUUCGAGACUAAAAGCGUCCAUCCACUGUAAAAAAUUUUAAUUAACCAUAAUUUGCUCAAAACAAAAUCUCUAAUUAACCAAAAUAACCAGAUGCUAUUGUAUAAUCAAGUAUACCUUAAUAAUAGUAAGUACAAUUUUAAUCUUUAUAAAAACAAUAAAAUUCAAAUACUUUUGUACCAUUUUAAUUACAACCAUAAUAAGAUAGAUAACAAUAACCAAUCUAAAGAAUAAUUACACCUCUAUCAACUACAGAUGCUAAACCUAAAAUUCCAGCUUUUCCAAAUUCAAUUAAUGAAAUUCAUUAAGUACCUUAAAUGCUUAAUCAAUAAUUUUAAUUUAAUUAGAAUUUUGCUCCUCCUAUUCUUUUGGAAACUUCAUAAAAUUUUCAUUAAAAAAAAAGUUCAUAUCCAAAUUUGAACGAUUACGACUAAAAUUAAGAUAUCUUUAAAUGCUAAAUUGAUACUUCGAAGGAAGAAAGAGAAAGAGAAUAACAAAAAAAAAAUUAAAUUUUUAAUGAAGUAUAGAAAUAUGUAAAGGUUGAAUAAUAAUAAAAAGUAGCAACAGAUUGUUAUGAAUUAGAUAAAUAAAGUCAGGAUUUAAGCAUAGAAGAAAUGUUGGAAAAAAUUAUUAAGAAAAGAGUUUAAGAUAAUUUGAGUCUUACAAUUGUAUGA
Paramecium primaurelia is the source of this 1722-nucleotide messenger RNA. NCBI's taxonomy places the organism in Eukaryota, Ciliophora, Oligohymenophorea, Peniculida, Parameciidae. The record is from the annotation of a GenBank genome assembly.